GCACGCUCCUGAGGUUCUCGGGCGACGAGUGCAUCGUGGACUUCCCCGCCUGCCGCCGCUGGCGCGGGCUCCUCUCCGAGAUGGAGAGGGUGACGGCCGCGGAGCAGGUGCCUCGCGUCGGAGACACGGUCCGGCUCCGCCCGACAAGCCGGCCGCCGGCGCUCGCCUGGCCCUCUGUCGCAGGGCCGGCUGCCGAGGCGGCCGGCGGGGCGGAGGCGGGCCUGGCGGAGGCAGAGGCGAGUCGGGGAGGGAGGGAGGGGGUGCGUCUGGCGGUCGUGGUCGACCUCCUUCUCGACGACGAGGAGAGGGAGGUGUGCCAGCUGCGGGCGGCCGCCGGCAACCGCACCGCCGCGCCUGAGCGCCCCGCCGAGGCGGAGGGCGGUGGCAGCCGGCUGGCUGGUAGCUGGCUGGCCUUGGUCGAUGAGGUGGAGGUGGUGGAUGCGGCGUCGGGCGUGCCGGUCGAGCCCACCCGCCGCGGCAGCGACGGCGCCGCAGGCUCGCACGCGCAGGGACCAGAGGCGGCGGCGGCGGCGGCCCUUUCGUCGCUCGCGGCAUCCGGAGCGCUCGAGGCGGCGCUGGGCGAGCGGUCGGCACGCGCGGAUGUGCGCUCGCCCGGCGCCCUCGCCACGCGGCUGGGCUGGGCGCUCGGCGCCUCCGCCGCUCGCGCUGUGGCGAGCGGCAGCCUGGGCCCUCGAGGCCAGCCAAACAAGCCGAAGGGCGGGGCCGCGGGCACCAAGGCGGACUCCCCCGACAAGGCGGCGGAGGCCGCGGCGGCGGCGGCGGCGGUCGGCGGCGCGCGGGUGGGCGGGUUCGCCGCCUCCCUCGCCCUCCACCUCGCCCGCGGCUUGUCCCCGUUCCUUUGGUUUCUGUGGACUCUCGGCGCGUACCUCUCCCUCCUCGCCGUCCUCGCCGACACAUCCCUCUCGCGCCUAGUCGCCACCGCCGCCGCGACACUCCCCGCGCUGCUCGGCGCCCCCGCCGCCGCCCGCGGCCUUGCACCGCCGCCGCCGGCCAGCAGCUCGGUGCCGCCCGCGCUCUUUGCUUUGAUGCGGCUCCCAUCGAUGGUCGCGAGUGGCGCGCUGCUGCACGCUCUCUGCCUCAAGCCGGUGCUGCCUCGCUGUCUGCGCUCGCUCGCGUGCGGCUUCGAAGAGGGCUUUCGCGCCGCGACGCGCGGCGGGUGGCGCAACGGCGCCAACGCCGCGGCGCGUGCCGCUCUUGAGCGCGAGGAGGCGCUGCUUCGCUCCGUCUCCGGAUCGCUGCGGCGCGCCGCAGCUGUCGUGCAGGCGGCGCGCGCUUCGUCCAUCUCCAUCGCAGUCCUCGUUGCUGUCGAGUGGCUCUCGCGCCAGCUCCCGCUGCCGCCGCAACCAUUAAGCGAUGCUUCGACUAUCAAUUGAAGGCGGAGGGUGAGCCAGUGCAGCCGCCGGCACAAGGAACCGAAGCCAACGUUGCUGGCGUGGAAGUCCAAACAAAGAGGCGAGAGAAGUGCACUGUGCGGUUGCGGGAUGGGAGGCAGUCUCAGGCGCCUUUAUCGCAGCGUGUGAGAGUGUCUGGGUGAGGUUUGCGGAAGCGAAGUGGCCGCGCGUGUGUGGUUCUGGAGAACGCGAGAGUUCUGAGAGUUCUGUAUUAUUUGAUGCGAGCACCC
This is a messenger RNA of Emiliania huxleyi CCMP1516, 1642 nucleotides long. RefSeq lists its product as hypothetical. The record is from RefSeq and is a predicted model, not a curated record. The coding region runs from base 81 to 1394 and encodes 437 amino acids. The transcript has 6 exons. NCBI's taxonomy places the organism in Eukaryota, Haptophyta, Isochrysidales, Noelaerhabdaceae.